GGGAGGCGGGCUGGAAGCUGGAGAGGCGGGAGUUUUAGGAGCGGUGACCAAUAGGCUUGAAGGGGGCGGAGCUUCACUCGAUAACAGGCCAAAAGACUUUUCCAGGGCCGGGCGAGUCGCGGGGGGAUCGCCUAAACGGGUCCGCGGGAGCAAAGGUGAGAGGUAAAGCAGGGAGCCGUUCGAGAUCGCUGCUCCUCGGAGAGAGGGCGUUGGAGUUCAAUUAAGUUCCUUAUGUCUUCCCCUGAAAUUGCUUCCCUCUCAUGGGGGCAAAUGAAAGUACAAGGCUCUACUAAAAUCUAUAAGGACUGCAAAGUGUGGCCAGGGGGAAGUCGGACUUGGGAUUGGCGAGAAACAGGAACUGAGCAUUCUCCUGGUGUGCAGCCUGCAGAUGUGGAGGAAGUUGUCGAGAAGGGUGUGCAGAUCCUUGUCAUUGGCCGAGGGAUGAGUGAGGCCUUGAAGGUACCCCUAUCAACCGUGGAAUACCUCAAGAAAAAAGGCAUUGAUGUGCGGGUCCUCCAGACAGAGCAGGCAGUGAAGGAGUAUAAUGCCUUGGUUACCCAAGGCAUCAGGGUGGGAGGGGUCUUCCAUUCCACCUGCUGAUGGAGCCUUAAGAGAAUAAAUCACUAAGCAAUGAUGCCUGUGACUGUCACUCUUACCUCUGUCCACUCCAGCCUCCCCAAGCAUUUUUGAACAGCUGCUUGUGCCAGGUCCUGUGCUAGGCUUUGGGAUGCAUGGAUGACUUAGGCAAGGUCCCUGUCCUGGGGGGUGGUGGGGUGGUGGCUGAAAAUCAGGGGAGGAGACAGAAGUUUACCAAAGUUUAAUAUUGUG
Messenger RNA from Balaenoptera ricei (Rice's whale), 828 nucleotides. RefSeq names its product adipogenesis associated Mth938 domain containing (gene AAMDC). Gene Ontology annotation, cellular component: cytoplasm. Bases 232 to 600 code for a protein of 122 amino acids. The record is from RefSeq and is a predicted model, not a curated record. The transcript is spliced from 4 exons. Gene Ontology annotation, biological process: positive regulation of fat cell differentiation. Lineage: Eukaryota; Metazoa; Chordata; Mammalia; Artiodactyla; Balaenopteridae.